Messenger RNA from Pteronotus mesoamericanus, 2382 nucleotides. RefSeq names its product adhesion G protein-coupled receptor G7 (gene ADGRG7). The record is from RefSeq and is a predicted model, not a curated record. Gene Ontology annotation, molecular function: G protein-coupled receptor activity. Gene Ontology annotation, cellular component: membrane. Bases 1 to 2382 code for a protein of 793 amino acids. The transcript has 16 exons. Gene Ontology annotation, biological process: G protein-coupled receptor signaling pathway; cell surface receptor signaling pathway. NCBI's taxonomy places the organism in Eukaryota, Metazoa, Chordata, Mammalia, Chiroptera, Mormoopidae.
AUGGCCUCCUGGCGAGUGUGUGACCUCAGGACGCUGGUGGCCAUUGUGUGUGGGCUGCUGACCACCAUCAUUUUGGGACUGGGCAUCUGGAGGGCCGUGAUCAGGAUCCAGAGAGGACUAUAUGCUCCCCCAUCAAGCAUUCCUACAGGGUUCUGUAGGAAUGGUGGAACCUGGGCAAAUGGCAGGUGUGUUUGUCUGGAAGAGUGGAAAGGAUUGAGAUGUACAAUGGCAAAUUUCUGUGAAAACAGUACCUAUGCCAAUUUUAGUUUUGGCCGAAUUCCAGUGGGAAGAUAUGGCUCUUCCUUUGAAACAUGUGAAAAGAACACUGUAAAUGCGGGCAACCCAAGAGCAACCCGGCUGUGCAACCUUACUGAAGAUGGAGUGAUAAAAUUAGAAAACGCGAUAACAGGAGAUUGCAAUUUAAGUCUGGCAAUUCUGGAAAAGCAGAUAGACAAUGCCACAACAAAUAUUUCAGCUAUUUCUGGAGAAGCCCAGGUUUUAACAGCGGACACCAGUACAUUAACUCCUGAGAAUAUCACUUCUGCUACUAAAGUGGUUGGACAGAUCUUCAACAUGUCCAGAAAGGCUUCAGAUGAGGCAAAAGUAGUUGCUGUAUCAACAGUGAGUCAACUUCUAGCUGCCAGUGAAGAUGUUUUUCAAAAAGCUGCUGCUGAGAAUGAUGAUACCUUUACAACGCUUGUUCAGGAAAUGGAGGCUUAUUCCUUGUCUCUGGGCAAUAAUUCAGUGGUGAGCCCUAAUGUAGCAUUGCAGGCUGUUACUUUGUCUUCAGGAAACACUAUGGAGUCUACAGGUGUUCGCUUCACUGUGCAGAAAGGUUCUAGCAAUUCUCUUGUUUCUGGUUCCACACAGAUAGAUACAAAUGUGGACAGCAUUAGUACAGACGGAAUGACUGAACUUCAGAUCUGGCUCAAAGCCUCAAAAACUAAUACCAACUCAUGCAGCUUUAUAGUGUAUCAAAACAACAAGCUCUUCCAAUCAAAAACUUUUACAACUAAAUUAAACUUUACUCAAAAAGUUAUCUCGGGCAAAACUAAUACAAAUGGAGAUGAUCAGAGUGCUUCUGUUGAAAUGGCCUUCCGUCCACAGUACAACCCAAAAGAAUUCAAACUCCAUUCCUAUGCCUGUGUCUUUUGGAAUUUUUCAAAGAAGGAUUGGGACACAAAUGGCUGUUUCAAAGUUGGGGAGGCUGGUGAAUUCAUACGUUGCCACUGCAACCACACUACUAAUUUUGCUGUAUUAAUGAGCUUCAGAAAAAACUAUAAAUAUCCUGAAUCACUGGAUAUAUUAUCCACCAUUGGAUGUGCACUGUCCAUCACUGGUCUGGCUCUCACAAUUAUAUUUCAGAUUGUCACCAGGAGAGUGAGAAAAACCUCAGUAACCUGGGUGUUGGUCAGUCUGUGCACAUCAAUGUUGAUUUUCAACCUCCUGUUUGUGUUUGGAAUUGAAAACUCCAAUAAGAACUUAAGUACAAAUGAUGCCAAAAAUACUGGUUCUAAUAGUAAUGAAAAGCCCAAAAGAGACACUGAGGACCCUGUGAAUCCUACGUGCACGGCGAUUGCUGCAUUGCUUCAUUACUUUCUGCUAGUGACAUUUACCUGGAGUGGACUCAGUGCCGCACAGCUCUAUUACCUUCUAAUUAGGACCAUGAAGCCUCUUCCUCAACGUUUCAUUCUUUUCAUCUCCUUAAUUGGGUGGGGAGUCCCGGCUGUUGUGGUGGCUAUGACAAUGGGAAUCAUUUUUUCUCAGAAUCCUUCAGAGUGGGAGUUAAAAUACCGGCAAGAAAAAAUCUGCUGGCUGGCAGUUUUGGAUGGCAAAGAUUUUAUAAGAAGUCCAUUGUUGUGGUCACUCAUUCUACCUGUGACCAUUAUCCUCAUCAUCAAUGUUGUUAUAUUUAUUGUCAUUUUAGUCAAAGUGCUGUGGAAGAAUAACCAGAAUCUGACAAGCACAAAAAAGGUUUCAUCGCUAAAGAAGAUUCUUAGCACAUUAUCUAUUGCAGUUGUUUUUGGAGUCACCUGGAUUCUGGCAUACUUGAUGCUAACUGAUAAUCAAGAUAUCAGGAUCAUCUUCAGCUACAUAUUCUGUCUUUUCAACACUACUCAGGGACUGCAAAUUUUUAUCCUCUACACUGUCAGAACAACAAUCUUCCAGAAAGAAGCUUCCAAAGUGUUGAAGUCGUUGUCGUCAUCCGUUGGGGGAGUGAAGUUGCUGCCAGGGGCACCCUCACUGAGGCUGCGAACGAGGAUGUAUAACAUGCUCAAGUCCUGGCCAGCACUGAAUGAACACUUCCGGCUGCUGGAGCCGUCCGUGGUUACGGAGGAAACGACACUCUCUGAGAGUGACCAAGCAAGCACAAGCAUUUAG